Molecule: messenger RNA, 1823 nt
Organism: Corticium candelabrum
Lineage: Eukaryota; Metazoa; Porifera; Homoscleromorpha; Homosclerophorida; Plakinidae
Product: DNA-binding protein P3A2-like
Exons: 1
Coding region: 58-1632 (524 amino acids)
Biological process (GO): regulation of transcription by RNA polymerase II
Cellular component (GO): nucleus
Molecular function (GO): RNA polymerase II cis-regulatory region sequence-specific DNA binding; DNA-binding transcription factor activity, RNA polymerase II-specific
Source: RefSeq, a predicted model, not a curated record
UUGUUUUUUUACGCGCAAACUCGAGCAAGACGACCAAGAGACUGCGCCUUGGGCCGGAUGGCAUCUACGCAGACUCAUAGAUUGAACGACGCCGUCCAACUGGGUGCGGUCCCGGUCAACCACCAGACUCUGACAGAAAGUCAAGAAGAGCUCGCCAUUGGCCAUCAAGAACAUGCAACACACCAUGUUCGCGCCCAUGGAGACGAAGCCAUCGCACAAAUUGCAGACGAUUACGCGAGUCGCGGCGACGGCGUCGGAUUGACGGAGGCCGAAACUCCGACCCGUUCGCUCUCGAUAACCUCCCGAGAUCGAUACGCGAUGAUGUCAACGUCUCAGAGCGCCAUCGAAGACCUCGACGACAUGAGCGAUUCGUCGUCGGACGAGGAAGGGCUAGACGACGCGCAGCUUCUCGCCAGCGUCGGCGACGACGAGUUGACGUCGCAGCUGGCCGCUGCGGGGCCCAUUGGCGUUGCGGCGGCCGCAGCUGUUGCGACGGGAAGGAAGCGCAAACGACCGAGUGGCUUUCUAUUCGAGACAAACCCGUCGGUGCGUAAGCGUCAGUCGACGCGACUGUUGAGGAAGCUGAAAAGCACGAUUGACGAGUAUUACGCGCGUAUAGGGCAGCACGCUGCCGUCGUUCUCUGCCAGCCGUCCAAGUCUGCGCCUUCUCAACAGCUCAAGGUGGUAGGCUCGCCGGCAAUGGAGGAGUCGCUGAACAAACACCGAGACGUCAUAAUGAGUCAGCUCUCUGCCGCUCUACAACAACAGACUCCCACUCCUCAACGUCACGACGAGUCGUUGCAUAGUCUGCCAGCUCUCGUUUGCGACGGCAUCCCAACACCGCUGGACAAGAUGACACAAGCUCAGUUGCGUGCCUUCAUACCCGAGAUGCUGAAGUAUGCUACAGGUCGGCCGAAACCCGGAUGGGGCAAGGAAGAUUUGAAGCCGCCUUGGUGGCCAGAGGGUUUACCUUGGCAGAAUGUCAGAAGUGAUGCGAGAAGUGAGGAAGAGAAGAGGAGAACCCCGUGGACGGAGGCCCUGAGGCAGAUUGUCAAGAAUUGUUACACUCAUUUUGGUCGACAGGAUCUUUUCCCUGAAAUGAAUGAUGGUACAGAUGAGCCGGCUGCGAAGAGACAAUAUGUAGGACAAACAGCUGUGAUAAUGCAAGACCAUCAUGGAUUACCAGGACUCACAGCUCAGCAGCUACAACAACUUCCACCCAACACUCAGCUUAUUCAACAAAUCAACCCGGAUGGCACCAUCUCGUACCUGGCAGUUGAUCUGUCGGAUCCAAACACGGCAGCCAUCGUGGCUCAAGCGCAUGCUCAAGCGGCACAAGUACUACAAGGAGAAGCAGCACAAGGUGUUGCAGCUCUAGCCGAGGUGGCUGCCUCGCACAUCCUGGAUGGUGCAGGAGCGGCUCCCAUUGGUGAUACUGCAUCCUACAUUGAAAACGGGCAAUCACAAUCAGCUCAUGUGGAAACCGAAGGAGCAGUUCUCGUUUCAAGUAUACCCACUACAGAAAUCGUGACCGUGACGGAGAUAAAAGAAGAUGGAGAGGCCGAAUACGAUGUUGGUCAAGAAGGAAUGGUGCACGUCUCGCAGUCGGAGGUGACACUCGAAUCCUCCUGAACUCAACCGCAUCCCUUCAUCAUUGUUGUUAGCAUUUAUACACAUAGCAGUACAAAUAUAUUGUAGACAAGACAGCCGAGACAUUUGUGAUGUUUUAAGAUCUCGAUUCUUGCUAUUUGUGUCAUAUCGAGUAGUGUACACGUGCAGUUACAUGUAUUGUUUAGUCAAUAAAUCAAGGACACGUGAAACCA